This is a messenger RNA of Hylaeus volcanicus, 1785 nucleotides long. It is a transcript of the gene REG, whose product is annotated as proteasome activator complex subunit 3. Gene Ontology annotation, molecular function: endopeptidase activator activity. The transcript has 5 exons. The coding region runs from base 11 to 841 and encodes 276 amino acids. The record is from RefSeq and is a predicted model, not a curated record. Gene Ontology annotation, cellular component: nucleoplasm; proteasome activator complex; cytoplasm. Gene Ontology annotation, biological process: regulation of G1/S transition of mitotic cell cycle; regulation of proteasomal protein catabolic process; positive regulation of endopeptidase activity. Lineage: Eukaryota; Metazoa; Arthropoda; Insecta; Hymenoptera; Colletidae.
UAGUAGGAAUAUGCAUCACGACUUCCUGUUUGAAGUUGUACGUUACAACAAAGGGACAGUGUGGUUAUAUUUUAUAAAGUUUUUUUUUUUUAUGAAGUGUAUAAUGGCGGAUAUCACGGCACAGAAGGUUCAGGAAUACAAAGACUCCCUUAAAACUAAGGCUGAACAACUAUUGUUAAAAGGAUUUCCUGAGAAGAUUGUCAAGUUAAAUGAGUUAUUGGAGACACGUGGAUUCUGUAAUAGAAAACUGUCGGAUGUUCAUCAAGAUUUAAAUGUGCCCAUUCCAGAUCCAAUAGUUCUUAAUCAUUCCGAAGAUGGAACUGGUACAAAGAAACGAAAAACUGACAAUAGCAUAGACAAUACUAGUGGAACCAAAGUAAUGGUACUACCAAAUGGACCCGUACCUUGUAACAAGCCUCUAAGCGAUCUUAUUUGCAUAGUUAAACCAUAUAUUCGUCAACUCUUGGAAGAUUCUAAUUUGUUAAAAAUGUGGGUCUCUUUUCUAAUUCCAAAAAUCGAAGAUGGAAAUAAUUUUGGCGUAUCGAUUCAAGAAGAUACACUUGCUGAAAUACAAUCAGUAGAAAGUGAGGCUGCUGCAUUUUUUGAUCAAAUAUCAAGGUAUUUUAUCACUAGAGGGAAGAUCGUUAGUAAAGUUGCAAAGUAUCCACACAUCAGUGAUUAUAGAAGAGCUGUACAAGAAUUAGAUGAAAAAGAAUAUGUGAGUUUGUGGUUGGUAAUGAGCGAAGUCCGUAAUCGCUAUUGUUCUCUACACGAUUUGGUGAUUAAGAAUUUGGAGAAAAUCAAAAAGCCACGCUCUUCCAACGCGCAAUCCUUGUACUAAACGCUAUAUAUAUUACUUAUACCUGGUAAUGUACAGGACGAUAACAAAAAGAAAAUCGAAAAGUAACAUGCGCGACGUGAAAAAAGUUAUUCUCGACUUUUUCAAAGAAAAACUAGAAUUAUCUUCCUUUUUUAUUUGUGAUCCCAUAGUCUCAGCAUUGACUCGUUCGCUUAAGUACCUAACAUUUAAAGUGUAAUUAUUAAAAAGUCGCUACAAAUUGAAAAUAUAAUUAUACUGAUCUCUUUGAAAAAUAUUAGACACACAAAAUAAAAUAUAACUAACUUAUAUUCAUCUGUGAAAAUAAAAACGAAUAGUUGUUUUUCUUUUGUAUCAAGACUUUUAGUCAAUCAUAAAUUGGAGUAAUUUAAUUUUUACAUCACUUCAGAAUCUUCAAACAAAACUACACUUAUAAUUAAAACUUGCCGAAAGUAUGACCCCUCUUUUUUUUUUAAACAAUUUUUCAUUGUUCUCUGUUUCGAAAGUUCAACUGUUCGAUUAAACGAAUCGUACGCGUGUGACGUACUUACGACAAACUUUAAUAGAUGUAAAAGUGUUAGGAUAUCUGUCCUUUCGUCUAAUUAAAUCUAGAAUAUAGUUAAUCAUGUAAUUUGUAAUUUACAUCUGUAAUGAUCGUUAGUAUAUAAAUUAAGGUAUAACAAACGGUUUUUGUAGAUGGUAUUAACUUAAAGCCCGUUUUCUUUCUUUAAAUGUGAUGUACAUUACGAAAAACUGAUACAACUUAGUAUUACGACGAAGUUCAUUUUUGUCGCAUCAGCUGUACGGAACACGAAACGUUUAGACUAUAAAAGCAAUAACUGUAAAAUGUGUUCAGGAACAUGCAUAGUUAACAAACGUUGCAUUUUUCUCAGAAAUCUGGUAGAAAUACGUGUUGAAAUAGUUUUCAGUACCUGGUAUACACGAUUAAACGUCAAACUGCUUCGUCA